Cladophialophora psammophila CBS 110553 is the source of this 1059-nucleotide messenger RNA. RefSeq lists its product as uncharacterized. Gene Ontology annotation, cellular component: ribosome; mitochondrion. The record is from RefSeq and is a predicted model, not a curated record. Gene Ontology annotation, biological process: translation. The transcript is spliced from 3 exons. Gene Ontology annotation, molecular function: structural constituent of ribosome; RNA binding. Lineage: Eukaryota; Fungi; Ascomycota; Eurotiomycetes; Chaetothyriales; Herpotrichiellaceae. The coding region runs from base 1 to 1059 and encodes 352 amino acids.
AUGCAGCGAAUCCUACGCAUAAACCUCCAAGCCCGCAAUCAAGCCCUCAAAGCUUCCCGUCGGAAAAACUAUGAAAAGCUGCGAGAUGACUGGAAAGACUACGAGACCCGUCUGAUCCAAACGGAGAAAGUAAAAAAUGCCCACAUUAAAGCAGAGCGCAGAGCGCGGCGGGAGGAUUGGGUCCUGGGACCUCUUGCGCCGAAACGGGACAUCGGCACAAAGCAAGAUUUCUAUGGUACUGUCAGUAACCUCCUCUAUCAAGGGCCAGUUUUCCCCCCGAAGGUUAGGCAUGGAAAUAUCGUGGAGGGAGAUCGAGUUUGCAUUGUGAAGGGGAAGGAAAGUCUAAUCGGACAGAUCGGCCAAGUGAAGGAUGUCAGUAGCGAUUCCAAGGAAUUGAGAAUUGAAGGUCUCAAUAUGGCCGAUGUCGAGAUCCCUGAGAGUUUUGGCGAGCAGCGCGACAAAAUUCACUUCUCGUCCCUCGAAUUACCCAUCCCCAUCAGCGACGUACGACUUGUUUACCGCCUUACGGACCCUACUACCGGCCGCGACCGAGAUGUCAUCGUAAAGUACAUCCGCGGCGGCGCCCCUUAUUUCCAGCGCGCGCCCAAUUCACCUCUGCCACGACAUACACGCUACGUUGCGGGCGAAGACAUUCUGAUCCCGUGGCCGGAAGUUGAAGCUCCCAGGUAUCAAGCCUUUGAGGGAGAUACUACACGCUACGAUGUUGAAUCACAAACCUGGACACCCACCAUCUAUCAACCGCCCCUCCCCUCACAGGAAAUAUUUGACAACUUGACGGAAGAUGACAAAUAUAGGCGAGAUAGGGCAUGGCACGAAGACGAGUACGUGAGGAUGAAGGUCUUGGAAGAUGCCCGUGCAGAGUGGUUCAAGGAGAGAAAGAUCCAAGGUCCCUUGGCGAAGAUGGCAGAGGAGAAACUCAGGAUUGUGGCGGAGAGAGCUGAAUCAAUUAAGCAAGCCGGAAUGAGUGAGGAGACGAGGAAGAUUCUGAUGGAGGAGAUGAAUGCCGCAAAGGGGAGGAGACUGAAAGCGUCGGCAUGA